Molecule: messenger RNA, 1179 nt
Organism: Saprolegnia diclina VS20
Lineage: Eukaryota; Oomycota; Saprolegniomycetes; Saprolegniales; Saprolegniaceae
Product: TKL protein kinase
Exons: 4
Coding region: 1-1179 (392 amino acids)
Biological process (GO): protein phosphorylation
Molecular function (GO): protein kinase activity; ATP binding
Source: RefSeq, a predicted model, not a curated record
AUGGAGACCAUCCAGCAGUGCAACUCGCCGUAUCUGCAGCAACUGCUCGCCGUCUCAGAUGUCGACUCGACCAGUCCCAAGCUUGUGCUCGAGUACAUGGACGGUGGGGAUUUGCGCAGCUACCUCGACGCCAAGCGACUCGGUGAGCCCACCAAGGUGAACGUUUCAUCGCUGCACGUCGCGUGGGUCAUUGCGAAUGCGCUCGCCGAUCUGCACCACAACGGCGUCUACCACCGCGACCUCGAGAGCUACAACGUCCUUCUCUCCUCGACCAACUACAUUAAAGUCGCAAACCUCGGCAUUGACCUCGAGUCGGACGCAACGACGGGCAAGAGCACACCGUACUGGACCGCCCCCGAGGUGCUUGCGUCGACGAGCAACUACAGCUUUGCUGCUGAUAUCUACUCAUUUGGCGUCAUUUUGACCGAGCUGGACACGCUCCAACUUCCAUAUCACGACGCCAAGGGCCUCGGGUACUGGGGUAUCAUCGACGGCGUGCGACUUGGCAACCUCCGUCCGUCAGUAAGCGCAACUUGUCCGCCGUGGCUGCGAGACCUCGCCAACGCCUGUCUGUCGUUUGACCCGACGCAACGUCCGUCGGCGCUCAUGAUUGUCCAGUCGCUCCAAAAGCUACUCUAUCGCAGCGAAGAAGAAAAGCUUUCGGCGCCUGCCGUGCGUGAACUCGAGACCAAGUUGGUCGAGCCUCGUGCUGUGAGCAGCCCUGUCGCAACCAUAUCUGCCGAGAACCCACAACCUUUGAUCAAGCCACCGACGAGCGAUGUGGCCAGCGACGCCGAUACCGCGCCCGUUGCCGUCACGCCCACAACGUUGAUCGCAUCGACAGUGUCUCCGACGAUCUCAAAUGCCAAGUCUGUGAGCACGCAAAUCGUGUGUCAGCUUUGCCGUGUCUCCAACUCGCUUCUGCAGACGCACUGCCAAGGCUGCGCGAAAGAACUCGCUUCUGUUGCGUCCAAGCUCAAGAUGCUGCUCAAGCGUCUGGCUGUUGCCAAGAAGAACGGAUUUGAGAUUGAGGACGACUAUUUCUGUGGCGGCUGCGAGUCAUACCAACCGAUGAAGGCGACCUCCUGUGACGAAUGCGACGAUGCGCUUCCAGACGACCCCGAGAAGCUGCGUAUCCUUGUGCUGCGCAUCGAGCAAGCGACCACGUCCAAGGCCUAA